Molecule: messenger RNA, 1218 nt
Organism: Ectocarpus siliculosus
Lineage: Eukaryota; Phaeophyceae; Ectocarpales; Ectocarpaceae
Source: the annotation of a GenBank genome assembly
AUGGGGCGCAACGGCAAGGAUAAGCGGGACAUGUUCUACAGGAAGGCCAAGGAGGUCGGCUUCCGAGCACGUAGCGCGUUCAAGUUGUUACAGCUUGACGAGGAGUUUGGGCUAUUCGAAGGAGUCACCAAGGCCGUCGAUCUAUGCGCGGCCCCUGGGAGCUGGAGUCAAGUGCUCGCCAGCAAGCUCUUGGGAGACAAACGUGACACACCCGCUGCUGCUGGCUGCGAGAACGCCAAGGCUCAACUCGAUGAUUGCGACGGCAGCGGGGGCGCAAGAGGGGCGCCUCUCUCCACUGCUGUGGCAACGGACGACGGCGAAUUCGAUGCAGCUUCCGCGGCAGGGCCAGAAGCCAAAGGCGCCGGAGUUGUCGCAGGCAGCGGUGUUGGCGCCACUGAUGAGAGCGGUGACAUUGGCCCGGAUGGGGGGGAGGCGGGGCCCAGACGACAUCACCGAGCAGGGGUAGAUUGCGCGGACACGCAGACAGGGGCAGGGAGCGAGGGAAGAGUAAAGGACACAGAGGAAGAGGAGGUUCGAAUUGUGGCGGUGGAUUUGCAGGGGAUGGCGCCCAUCGAGGGAGUCAAGCAGCUCCAGGGUGACAUCACCUCUGUAAAAACUGCGGAGGCGAUCAUCGACCACUUCCGAGGAGGGCUGGCCGAGCUGGUGGUGUGUGACGGCGCGCCGGACGUGACGGGCCUGCACGAUAUCGACGAGUAUCUACAAGCGCAGCUCCUUCUAGCGGCCCUCAACAUCACGGCUCAUGUCUUGUCGCCUGGGGGUACCUUCGUUGCCAAGAUCUUCAGGGGGCGAGACUCGAGCCUACUCUACAGCCAGCUGCGCCUGCUGUUCGAGCGGGUGACUAUCGCCAAGCCACGCAGUAGCCGCAGCAGCUCCAUCGAGGCGUUCGUCGUGUGCCGCGUGUACGCCCCGCCAGAGGGCUUCGAGGCAUCCAUGCUCACGCCGCUGUUAGACCACGCUCAUUCGGCCACUAACGAGCGGCUGGGCCCCGCCAACCUCAUCGUGCCGUUCGUGGCCUGCGGAGACUUGAGUGGCUUCGACGCGGACAAGUCUUACCCUCUUGAGGAGCCCAGGGAGGAGGGGAAGGACGGAGAUUCCCAGUUGACCUCACAGCGUGGCUACCAACGGAUCCCCCCGGCGCAAAUGCCGAUCCGACCGCCCCACGAAACUUUCCGCAUGCGAAAAGCGGGAGAGUUUUGA